AGGAGGACUCCAUUUCCCAGAAUGCCCAGGGUCGGCCGUCACACAUCGUGGCCCCGCCUCCAGAUCGUCUAAGAAUCUCUUGGGGGCAGCCUCAACUCCUGGAAGGAUCACCGCUGUGCUUCUUGGACUUUUUCUAGGGAAGGGCCGGGCGGAGGCGGGGCUCCUGGGCUCCUAUAAGUGUUUGUGGAGGGCGGCUGAGGGGCUGUCUCCCUGUCGGUCCCUCACUUUAAAGGGCCGGAGAGAAGACUAACGGAAGUGCCCGGCUCAGGCCGGGGCGGCUCUGUCUGGACCUGGAGCCAAGGCGGGGCUUCGCCCUCCCCCAGAGGCGAGAGAAGGGGCCGCCAGCCCCAGAGCCCGGAGGCACCUGGGAGAGGGGCUGGUCCGGCCCUUCCUCCAGGGGGCCAUACAACUCCGAACAGGCCAAGGGAAGAGGCAGCCAAUGUGAUGGGGGAGGGAUUCCCUGUGCCCACAUUCCAUGGGAGGAGCCCUGAUCUCGGGCACUGAGGAAAUGCCAGCUGGCUCUCCCCAACACCCACCUGAUAUAUCCGUCUCCCCCUCCACCCAGUGCAGCUUGUGAAUGGAAUGAAGCCAAAGAUGGCAGCAGUUCCUGCCUGGCCAGUCUGAGGCCCUCUCCCAGCCUGAGACUCCUUGUUCCCCCCUGAGCCCAGGGAAGGGCCUGGGAGCCCCUCUGACCUUCCCCCUCUCUCUUCCCCCCCCAGGCGCACACAGAGGAAGUCUUCCCCCCCCUCAGGGCUGCCACCCCCUGAAGGACCCCAGGGUGGCCCCGCAGAGAGCCCGCAGCCAGAGGAAUGGCCCCCGGGACCCCUAGGCCCCCCUCCCAGGGGUCCAUAGCAUUCAAGGAUGUGGCUGUGGAUUUUACCCAGGAAGAAUGGUGCCUAUUGAACCAUUCUCAGAAAACACUGUACCUGGAGGUCAUGCUGGAGAAUGUGCAGAAUCUACUCUCUGUGGGGGUUCCAGUUCCUACAGAAAAUGUUAUCUCCUGUUUUCAGCAAGGAAAAGCACCAUGGCUACAAGAGCAAAAAGGCCCAAGGACUUCCUAUCCAGAGGCAGAGACUAAUUUUGGAGUGAAGGAGUUUUCCACAAAUGUGAGCCUUUUUAUGGAUGGAUCUGGCCCCCAAGAAUACAUGAAUGAGGUUUCCCAUGACUUUAUUUUAAAAGAAAUUUGUGACUCUACUAUCAAGGUAAAUCAAAAUGCAAAGAGUGAUGGUGAAUUUGAUGAAACUGCAGAGAAAUUCAGCCAAUAUUCAGACCUAACUCAGUAUAUGAAAAUGACCUCAGGAAAUGACUAUUGUCAGGAUAGCGAAUAUAGGAAAUGCUUUCUUGAAAAAGUAGGACUUGUUCAGUCACCUGAGACACCUGAAACACCCAUGUAUCAAGGUAAUGUAGGAGAAAUGGCCUUGGGCUGUAGUUCAGAUCUCAUUAGACAUCCAAAAAGUAAAUGUGUUGAUAUGGUUUCUGUGAGUGAUAAAGGUGGGAGACCUUUAGGUGAGAACUCUCAGCUUGCUGCACUUCAGGGAAUCCACACUAGAGAGAAACCUUUUGAAUGUAAACAAUGCGGAAAGGCUUUCACACUGAGGGAUCAUCUUACCAGACAUCAGAGAAUCCACACUGGAGAGAAACCUUACAAAUGUAAACACUGUGGAAAGGCUUUCACAUGGAGUUACUCUCUUACUGCACAUCAGAGCAUUCAUACUGGAUUGAAACCUUAUCAAUGUAAACACUGUGGAAAGGCUUUCGCACAGAGGUCCAGUCUUUCUACACAUCAGAGAAUCCACACUGGAGAGAAACCUUAUGAAUGUAAACAAUGUGGAAAGGCUUUCACAUGGAGCGCUUCUCUUGCUAAGCAUCAGAGCAUCCACACUGGAGAGAAACCUUAUGAAUGUAUACAAUGUGGAAAGGCUUUCACACAGAGGGAUCAUCUUACCAGACAUCAGAGAAUCCACACUGGAGAGAAACCUUAUGAAUGUAAACAGUGUGGAAAAGCUUUCACCCAGAGGGGCAAUCUUGCUGCACAUCAGUUGACCCACACUGGAGAGAAACUUUAUUGUAUUGGAUAUAUAGUGGGUUCUUUUGUGAUUGUAUAAUCAAUGAUAAAAUUUUUUGAUAGCUUGGGAAUAGGUGGAUAAGAGAGAAGAGUUGUGCAAGUUGGAUUUCUUUUAAGUCAGAGUAGAUUGUGAAAGAGAAAUGAUGGGAAGAGAAAUUUCCCAAGGAUCCCUGGGAAUGUAAGUUGAGCCAAUAAUCACUGUUUGGGUUGUCCUGAUCCAGGAAGUUUUUCCAAGGAGCUUGCUCUGAGAGUUGGAGAAGAUCUGACGAAUUUUCUUGAAAAACAUCCUAGCAGACAAGAAAAGAAUAGUGGUGUUCCUAUACCUGUGUUUCGCCAAUGGUGGCAGGAAAGAGCAAAGGAUGAGUAGAGAAAUCAUUUGAAGUUCUGACAAGCUGAAUUUCAUCUGAGCAGCAGGAAAGAAAUCUAUCUUAUCCCUCUUAGUUUAUUAAGUUUAUAUUUUAGUUUUAGAUAAAGUUCAUUAGUUUUGGGGAAUAGAUUAGUUAGUAAGAGUAGUUUUAAGUUAGGUUGUGAAUUCAAGCAAGAAGAAUUCUCAUGAGAGAGACAGUUGGUUUUGGGUUGUUAGCUAGUAUUGAUUGGACUAAGGAAAAUAUAUUUCCUCAACUUUCUAAUUAGCAUAUAGAAGUGAAUAUAAAUAAAUAAUUUUUUAUUCAA
Molecule: messenger RNA, 2737 nt
Organism: Monodelphis domestica (gray short-tailed opossum)
Lineage: Eukaryota; Metazoa; Chordata; Mammalia; Didelphimorphia; Didelphidae
Source: RefSeq, a predicted model, not a curated record